AUGUUACUCGAUAUCAUGUCGGCGCCAUUUCUAUAUUCUCUGGCCGGCCAAUUGCCCUAUCCGAAUGAGUGCUGUUUUGUGUUGGGCCUCUACCACUUUGGUCUGGCCCAAUGGUGGUUCCUGGAUUUCGAAAUGGAAAGCCUCCCAACCGACCUCGAAUUCUGGGUGCGACAGGCCGAGCUGGCUGAGCGUUAUUGGGAGCGCUAUAAAAUAGCUAUGGAAAUACGCGAGAUGGCGGCAGAGACCAACUGCGAAAAAGGAAACGAGGGGUCGAAGAAGCCGAAAUGCGUGCAGCGCUUGGUGCCAUUAUUGGCAAUUAGUACCCGCGCCCGCACGCCGGAGCCCGAGCUCGUCGACCGUCCCGCCGAGCCGCAGAAGCCGAUCAGUUUGCCCGAGCCGAUUCGCUGCCACAAAUGCCAAUCGUUCAUUCAGCCGACCAAGGAUCUGUAUUAUCGGAUGGAUUGCAGCGAAGAUUGCGACCUCAUCCUCCACAAGCAAUGCUUUCAAGAAGGCAUGGAAAAGCAGGGUUUCCACAAGAAGCGCGAAUACAAGGGCACCAAAUGUCUGACGGACGCUUGCCUGGGUGAUGUCUACGAGAUCAUGACUUUCGGCCUCGACAACCAAGAGACUCUGUUUGUCAAAGUCAAUGCAAGGCCUGAGAAGCAGCCGACCAAGGAGGAGAAAAAGCUCAAGAAGAAGGAGGCCAUUUUGCGUGCUCGCCGGCAGAGCGAGCGUCAGAAGGGUGAAGAUCAGGACCUGGAGGAUGGUGCCGUCGAGGAAGAGCCGGAUCUCACGGCCAGCCCCGAGAAGCCGGUCCCGGUUGAGAGCCAGGCUUUUGCAAAACAAACUUGGACAGCCCCGCUGGAAGACAAGUACGGUGCCGCCUGCCAGGACAAGAAGAAGGAGGGCAAGCCGAAGAAGAAUAAGGAGUUUGUCACGUUGCCCGGCGCCACUCGCUCUCCUCCCCUCGAACCUGACCCAGUCGUCUACGCGCCGGUGGAAUGGCGAGGCGUCGUGCCGGACAUGAACACCGACGUCGGCCUGAAAUGGCUACUGGAAAAUAUCAGCGGUGAAAAGAGGGAGAUUCUGGCCAGCUUCGAUGAGCCGCGAACCCUGCAAGAUACCGGCGCUGCACUGUUCAAGAUCUACGAGGGAAUUCGCUGCACUGCAUCUGGGGUGCCGUUUAGAAAGAUCCGUGGCGCCUUUGUCGAGCUGUUCGGCGCGGAGGCGCUCUCGGUGUCGGAUGGCGGCAAGGCACGCGCUUGGCUGAACCUAACCGAAUGGUUCAUCAUCUCCAAGACGGCCGGCAAGAUAAUGGUCAAGAGAAACCGCAAAGGAACCAACGAGCUAGACGCAGCGACGGCGGCGAUGGGCGAGCUGCAGAUUCAGCCGCCGGUGCCAAUGGAUGACGUGAAGCGUCCGCUGGGCCGCAUCCGCCCUCCAGAUGGCUUGCGAAAGGCACCCAAUGCUGCGCGUAUUCGUUCGCUAUCUCCUAACAGCGACUUUUUCGCCGACGCAUUGAGGGACAAAUACACGCCAAAAUAUUUGCGAGGAGACCGUCGGCGAGUUCCCGCGCUCCCGGCCGAUCGUGAUCAGAGGAAGAAGACGCGCGACGCCCUCCAGAAGCACAUCCAGGACUGGAACAAGCACCUGGCCGACUCCGAAGAGGUUCUGAAAGCCCGGACUGAUCGGGUGACACUGGAUCAGAGCUGCCCCAUUUGUCGCGACUUCCUGGGCGACACGAUCAAGCGCAGCUGCGAGAGAUGCGGCAAUACUUUCCACAUGAAGUGUAUCCAGGACUGGUUGAACACGGCCAAGACGGGCAUCAGCUCGUGCCCGCUCUGUCGUCACCGAUGGAUGGACGAUCUCCAGUUCCCAGCCCUGCCCCGCGCCCAC
This is a messenger RNA of Mesorhabditis spiculigera, 1896 nucleotides long. NCBI's taxonomy places the organism in Eukaryota, Metazoa, Nematoda, Chromadorea, Rhabditida, Rhabditidae. The record is from the annotation of a GenBank genome assembly.